GGCAUCCGGACUAACUUUGCUAGUGGAAAAUAGUGGAAAAAGCCACUCACUUACGCAGCCAAUCAGUGCGACGGCUGUAACUAUCUCUAGAAUCGUGUAGUUGAAAUACUUUCGACUUUGCCCUGACCGUUCCAAAGUACAGAUACUUGGCUACCUAGCUACAAUCGCUUGCUUUAGUUUCGUAUAUAUAUUUUUCAAAACUGCACCCUUGCUUAUCAGUUUGAUUCCGUUUUUUUCACGUUCAUUUCCUAUCAUAGAAGCAAGUUCCAGGCAGGUGCCUCUUUUAUUUCAUUUCUAUUUUCUAUCUACGAGCAUGACGACUUUUGAUUUAUUGACCAGGUCCACUUUUUCCCCUAUCUAUUUGUCUUUAUCAGAGAUUCACUUUUUAUACGGCCAUUAGCCCAAGCGAUUUUCUUCAUUUCGCUUUGCUUUAUUAUUUCGCGAAUGUUAGGACACCCAUAUAGACAACGCAGGUGGUCCUGAUAAGAGAAUCGUGUAGAGUAAGACAAUGGAGGUUUUUGUUAACUGCAGAAAAACUAGGAAGUUCUCUUACGUUUAACUAAUGUUUCAUAUGCAUAGUUAGCCAUGAUAGUAUAAAGACCUCAGCUGUCAGUCGAGGAAUAAUACAAAUAUUUAUAUACAAGAGUUAACUGGAAUCGUUCUCCGGAAAAUAAAUUCGUCAGAUUCUUUAAAACUUUAAAUAUGCCAUUUAAAAGCUGGAUUUGGCUGCCUGUCGUUAAGGCCGAGAAUGACGAAGAGGAGUUAGUCGAUCCGCAAGCAGCCCUUAGGGAGAAAUGCCUAGCUAAGGGUCAUAUUGAUUCCCUUUACAAAAAGUAUCAAGAGUGCAAUGAUCGUGUAAACGGGAAGUCCAAAACAACCGAGACUUGCAUGGAGGAAUUAUUCGACUUCGUUGCUGAAUUGGACCAUUGCGUUGCUCACAGUCUUUUCAAAAAACUAAAAUAACUAAAUAGUCACGGAUCAAAACCUUCGCUGCACAAAAAUUAAAUUAGCAAUUGAAUAAACGACCCUAUGAAAUUUAAGAAAAUGUAACUUCUUAGAACAAAAAUAUAAUUAUUUCCAGCUAAAACUCGUUCAGGAAAAGCCCCAGCUGAGGGUCUCUUUAUCUGAUUUUUCACUAUCUAAAUGGAGCGCCAAAAAGGUGGCCUUUUUAGUCGGCUGAUAAGGUUUAUGGGUAUCGGUUAUGUUAACGUCAAAAGCUAAAACCGCUUGCAUCAUAAAUUUAGUGUGUAACUUGCUAUAAACUUCUUAAAUAAUAAAUUGCUGUACAUUGGUUUUAGUCAAAUCCUGCUGAUGGAUCAUAAAUAACAAUGGUGAUAUGGUACAUUUAUAAUAGGGACUAGCAAAUCUUUAUCCGAUUCUAUGGCUAAACCAGCUUCUCAUCGCAUAUCUCAACUCCUUCCUCUACAGGCAAAGCCCAUUAACCAGAAAAUGUUGGUCGAUGAGUCCAAGUACGCGCCGGAUGACAUUGAGGUUUAACUUUUGCAAAUGUGUUUUUAAUUAUUUUAUAAUACUAUCUGUUAUGGAACGUACACACAUUACACAAACACACACACACAAACACAUUGGGGCACCCCCAUACCACACACACAUACACACUACACACGCACAAUAAAUGUUCCAAGGACUGGUGUUCGUACCCAGAGUUGAA
Molecule: messenger RNA, 1669 nt
Organism: Drosophila subpulchrella
Lineage: Eukaryota; Metazoa; Arthropoda; Insecta; Diptera; Drosophilidae
Gene: UQCR-11L
Product: cytochrome b-c1 complex subunit 6, mitochondrial
Exons: 1
Coding region: 703-963 (86 amino acids)
Biological process (GO): mitochondrial electron transport, ubiquinol to cytochrome c
Source: RefSeq, a predicted model, not a curated record